AUGGCAGGCCAAGCCAUCAAUGCGUUCGUGUCUGUUAAGACGGAAGCAGGGAGCUUGGUGAUCUGCGAGAAGAGUCAUCCUGCAAGUAAGAAAAUGUAUUGGGUCACGCGAAGCGUAAAGAUCAUGCGGCGCGUUCCCAGAAAGAUCCUGGUCGGGGAGGAAGAUCAGCUUGGAGAUAUGAGUACGGUAAGUCGUUGCCCUACACAAUGUCCUGCUAGUCUUCCAGUCAUUUUGCACAUACUAAAUGUAGAGAACCAACAGCUCAUUAAUCCUUCUGCGGUUGACAUGACCAUCCCUGCUCUCCAUGGCGCUGGAAAAUAA
This is a messenger RNA of Pyricularia grisea, 321 nucleotides long. RefSeq lists its product as uncharacterized. The record is from RefSeq and is a predicted model, not a curated record. Bases 1 to 321 code for a protein of 106 amino acids. NCBI's taxonomy places the organism in Eukaryota, Fungi, Ascomycota, Sordariomycetes, Magnaporthales, Pyriculariaceae. The transcript has 2 exons.